Molecule: messenger RNA, 2330 nt
Organism: Nezara viridula (southern green stink bug)
Lineage: Eukaryota; Metazoa; Arthropoda; Insecta; Hemiptera; Pentatomidae
Source: the annotation of a GenBank genome assembly
UUUUUUUAUAUAUAUAACGACAAUUACUUUGGAAAAAAACCCAGAAAGAUACUAACUACAAAUAUGAAAUGGUGUUUAAGUGAUUCUUGAAGUCCUAAUAAAUGUAAUUACAUGAACAUAAUUAUUUUAGAUAUUUUUUAAAUAUUUUUUACCAUAAAAUACGGUUACAUUUUGGAAGGGGAAGGGACUUUAGUCCGAAAGACCUUUCUCCCUCCCUCAUAGAUGCAUCUGUGACAAGACCUGAUGCUGUCGUCAGCAUUGAACCUCUGGUACCGCUGAACCUUUUAAUUUAUUUCAAAAGUUAUGCGUUAUAGUCCUCUACAAAUGAGAAUAAUUGAGAUCCUGUUAUGAUCUGGCUCAUUGAGUUUGUUGUUCACAUUUUUGAAUAUAAAAACAAAAAUUACAAUAGUUGGAAAUAAAAAUGAUAUAUGUCAAAACGAUUGAAUAAUAAUUUUAAAAAUGAUUUCCGACUGUGCCCUCUAUUGCACCCAGAGCUAAAUAUUGAAUUUACAUUUUACGCAAUCAAAUAUUUAUACAGUUAAGCUGAAUUGGCUGAUUUUUUUCAUUAAACUUAAUAUUCAAAGUUACCAAAGUUUAGUUGAAUUGUCAUUUUGAUUUAUAUUUUUAUCUUUUAAUUUUAAUUCAUUUUUUGCUUAGAAAAUUUCUUUAUAUGUAUAUACAAUUCUUUGAUUAGACUUAAAUAUAUCAUAUAUCUAUGUCUUUAUUAUUUUUAAUGUAUUGCACUACUAGUAUAAAUAAUAAAAAGUAAUAAUAAUGGGUAGUUGGGUUGAGUGAUGAACCAAUAGGGAAGGCGAAUAAAUACUAUAUUAUAAAUGAGGUAAAUGCACCAGUAAUUGACAUGCUUAAGGAAAUUUCCUUGAAUUUUUACGUGUAAAAACUUAAAUAUUGAUGUUAUUAUAUUUUUGAUGGAUUCAUCUUAUAGAACUAUUUCUCAUCUUACCAAGACAUAUUUCAAAUCAUUAAAACAUUUACCUAAAUUUAAAAAAGAUUGAAAAUUAAUAAAAUAGUUUUGUUGUGCCAGUAGCUGACUCUGUUUGAUUUGAAAUAUUGCUAUAGCUGACGGAGAUGAGAAAAAGGAUGCAAUAAGGGAAAUUUCAUAUUCUUCACUUUAAGAAUAAUAAAAAUUAAUUUUGACUUAUUAUAAAACUAACUGCUUGCAUUUUCCGGCUUAAAUUUAUCAAUAAAUUUUGGUCACUGUCAAGUCAAUAGGAAAACCUAUUUUUGCUUUAUAUUUAAUCCAAAUUAUUAGCAAUUUUUUUUUUCUAACGUGACAGUAGCGACAUGUCUUAUUUUUAAGAACCAUUAUAUUGACAAGACUAAAGCCAAGCUAAUAAGAAUACAUUGAAAAAAUAUAUAAACUGAAAAUAUAUGAAAUAGAGGUCUAGGAUGUCCUGAAAUUUUAUUAUUCCCAUUUUUCGAGGAGGGAGUCAGGUAUUGGUACACUAUCAGCUAUUGGUGCUUUUAUCGUAAUGUAGUACUUAUUUAUAUUUAAAUUAUUUAUGUUUAUGUAUUUAUUGGUUCAUUGAUGAAUAAAUACCACAAUAUGUAACCAUCUUCACCUUGCAGGCUAAAUGAUUAGGCUCAUUUCAUCAAUGGUAAAAAAAAACAAAAAAAAACCCUAAAUAUUCAUAAUAGUAAAUAUCCAUACAACUUAAAAAAUAAAAUAAAAAGGCAAAUAUUGUAAUAAAUUAAAUAUAAAGCAAAAUCUUUUUAUUGCAGUGAUAAGAAUAAUGGGAAAAAUGAUUCAUCAAGGUUGGCAACAUUGAUACAGAUAAGAAGUGCUUUUUCAUCACUCUUCAACAAGUUUUUCAAUCAUUUAUUAAUUUAUUUUAUUCUUUGUCAGGAAUUAUUGUACUAUUAUUUUGCAAUGUUAUGCCGCUGCUAUAUAACCGUUGAUAAUUUGAAACGUCUGCCAUGCUUGUCGGUUACUGAUUAGAUUAGAAUUGUUCUUGCGUUCAUAUUUUACUACAAACUAAUUAUUUGAUUGUAUUUGAAACCAUGGUGAAAGUUGCUUUACUGAUAUCAUGCACCUUAGAAAACAUUAACCAGUUAUCUACAUCAGGUCCUGAUUUCCAAUGGAAUCUCAAGGAUGGGUGGGUAGCGAAGUGCGAUGAAACUGGUUCUGUCUUUUCUGAAGUUGAGUUUGGUGAAGAUGGUAUGUGGGCUGGUUACGAUGAGAAAGGAAAAUUUCCAGUAAGUAUUGAUGAAUUUAAAGGUGAAUUUGUGAGAGCAUAAAAAAAAGAGAAUAAGAAUUUUUUGAAAAUUGUAUAUAAUUAAUGUAAAUACAAAAAUACAUUUUUUUUAUUCUA